CAUUAUAUAUAUGUAUGUGUCUUUUCUUUAAAACAAGGACAUUCAUCUUCUUCUUGACUCUUGAUCGUUUCGUUUUCGUUAUCUAUUCUCGUUUCUGUUUCUUCCAGUCAAUAAAUAAGUUAUUGACCUUGACCUUAUUCUAUUACGCAAUUGACAAUACGAUAUUCCUGAAAUUGCGUAUUAUUCGAAUACAUGACAAUUGGCGACGAAAGUGAGAUCAUCUUCUCCUUACAUUUGUUUUAAAUAUACAUAUUUAAAACCGUACACAUUUUUUUUUUGUUAAAAAAAAAAAAUUUCUCUAUUAAAUUCUUCCCAGUCGUGUUACACUUGAACAACAAUUACGUUCAAUUACUAAUACUCUUCAUGAAUUUGAUCCGAAUUCUUAUGAUUGGGAAGAAUGGGAAGUUCUCUUUGAUACAUAUCUUGAAGUUCAAGGAAUUACUGAAGAUUCGAAGAAACGAAAUCUACUUAUAACUGCUCUUGGUGUACAACCAUUUAAAACCUUGAUCUCGAUUUGUAAACGAAAGAAACCAACUGAAUGUAAUUAUCCUGAAUUAAUUGAAAAACUUCGAUCAAAUUAUGCACGUAUUACUUUUCCAUCAAUAGAACGUAUUAAAUUUUUUGGAAAACGUCAAGAAUCUCCACAAACUCUUACAGAUUUUGCAAAUGAUUUACGUGAUAAAUCAACAACUUGUAAAUUUCCUUCGAAUUUCUAUGAAGAAGCAUUAAUCACUGCAUUUGUUGGUGGUUUACAAAAUGAUCAUGUACGCAAACAUCUAAUGCAACGAAAUUUACAAACCUUUGAAGAAACUAUUAACACUGCUAAAACAAUUGAAUCAAUUUUAAUUGAAGGUUCAAAAAUUAAAAAUACAUCAUCAGAAGAACUUAAUCUUAAUAAAAUUACUCAACAUCGUAAACAACACAAAAAUCCUCAUUAUCAAAAAUCAAUUUGUUUUAGUUGUGGAUCUACUGAUCAUCCACGAUCAAAAUGUCGUUUUCGUAACGCUACUGGUCACAAAUGUAACAAGGAAGGACAUAUUGCUAAAGUUUGUCGUUCAAAAGCAACUUCAAAUCAAUUCAAGGUAAAUACAAUAUUUUCAGUAUCACAAAAUUCAUUUACACGUGAACAUGCUAUUCGAAUUCCUAUCAAAGUUGAUGAUGUUCAAGUUAAUUUUGAACUUGAUAAUGGUUCUCCUAUUACAAUAAUAAAUAAACAUGUUUGGGAAUUAAUGGGACAACCAAAAUUACGUCCAGUUAAAUCAACUUAUAAUAGUUUUUCUGGUCAUUCUAUUCGUAUUCAAGGGGAGAAGAUGGUAAACGUGAAUUACAAUGAUCGAUCUGUUCAAUUAAAAGUUAUUGUUGGUGAUAAAAAUAGAAAUAAUAUUCUUGGUCGUAAUUGGAUUAAUGCUUUACAUCUUAAUAAUCAAACAUUAGAUGAUCUUAUUUCUAAUUCAUCAAUACAAAAUGUUCAUUUUGAAUUUAAAAAUUUAAAUGAAUUAAUUAUUCUUUAUGAUGACAUUUUUAAAGAUGGUUUAGGUUGUUGCAAAGUAAAAGCCCAUCUUCAUGUAAAACCAAAUGUUAUUCCAAAAUUUUGCAAAGCUAGAUCUUUACCAUUUGCUUAUCGUGAAGCUGUUGAAAAUGAUUUCAAUCGACUUAUUACUGAAGGUGUUCUAGAACCGAUUACUGUUUCAAAGUGGGCUGCACCCAUCGUGGUGGUACCAAAACCAGGUGGUAAAGUUCGAAUUUGUGCUGAUUUUAGUACUGGUGUUAAUCAAGCAUUAGAUAUUGAUCAAUAUCCAUUACCAAAACCAAAUGAUUUAUUUGUUGCACUUAAUGGUGGAACACUAUUUAGUAAAAUUGAUUUUUCUGAAGCUUAUUUACAAGUUGAAUUAGAUGAUGAUAGUAAAGAACUUUUAGUCAUCAAUACACAUAAAGGUUUAUUCCGAUUUAAUCGAUUACCAUUUGGUAUUGCUUCUGCACCUAGCAUCUUCCAGAAAAUUAUGGAUCAAAUGUUAUCAGGUCUGGAAGGUACAGCGUGUUACUUAGAUGAUAUUAUUGUUACUGGCAAAAAUAAAAUUGAUCAUUUAAAUAAUUUACAUAAAGUAUUUAAUAGAAUUAAAGAAUAUGGAUUUCAAAUUAAUAAAGGUAAAUGCAUAUUUCUAAAUAAUUAUGUGGAAUAUUUAGGCUUUAUUGUGGACAAAAAUGGUGUUCAUUCAUCUCCAUCAAAAACAAAAGCAAUUGUCGAAAUGCCUAAACCAACUAAUAUAUCUCAAUUACGUUCAUUUUUUGGUAUGAUUAAUCAUUAUGCUAAAUUUAUUCCAAAUUUAUCAGAUCAAUUAUCACCUUUUUAUUCAUUAUUAAAAAAUAAUACUCCAUGGAAAUGGAAUUCAUUUUGUGACAAAGCUUUUAAAAAUAUUAAACAAUGUCUUACUUCUCCACUUGCAUUAACACAUUAUGAUCCUUCUCUACCAUUAGUUCUGGCAGCAGAUGCAUCUAAUUCAGGUGUUGGUGCAGUUAUUUAUCAUCGUUAUCCUGAUGAAGCGCUUGCUAUUAUUUAUGGUGUACAAAAGUUUGAUCAAUUUCUACGUGGUCGAAGGUUUACACUUCUUACAGAUCAUAAACCAUUAAUUACAAUUUUUGGUCCAAAGAAAGGCAUUCCAACAACAUCAGCUAAUCGUCUUCAACGUUGGGCUCUUCGUUUAAUGGGAUAUGUUUAUGAUAUUGAAUACCGUUCAACAUUUAAUUUCGGUCAUGCCGAUGGACUUUCUCGAUUACCUAUUGGACCAGAUAAAGCUUUCGAUAAUCAAGAUCCAGGUGAAAUACGUGUAGUUGCUUCAAUUCAACAAGAUUCUCAACAAGAUUUACCUCUUCGUGCUGCACAAAUUGCUAAAGCAACUCAAAAAGAUCUUAUUCUCAUACAAGUUUAUAAAUUUAUAUUAUCAGGUUGGCCAUUAUCUAUUUCUGAUAAUUUACAACCUUAUUAUCGAAUCCGAAAUGAUCUUUCAACAUCACAUGGAUGUAUUACCUGGGGUCUUCGUACAAUUAUUCCAACUUGUUUUCGAAUUCAUCUUUUAAAUUAUCUUCAUUUGUCUCAUCCAGGAAUGAUCCGAAUGAAAGUCUAUGCUCGACGUUAUUUUUGGUGGCCAUUUAUCGACAAAGAGAUUGAAGAUCUCGUUCGUAAAUGUCCCAGCUGUACGAAAAAUUCUAAACAACCAAUUAAAGCUCCAUUAUCACCAUGGCCUGUACCAAGUCAACCAUGGCAACGAAUUCAUAUAGACUUUAUGGGAAAAUUUAUGAAUUUAUAUUUCCUUAUUAUUGUUGAUGCAUAUUCUAAAUGGAUUGAAGUCAUUACAAUGCAAAAUCCAUCAAAUAAAUCAACAAUUCUUAUUGUAUCUGAUAAUGGUAAUCAAUUUACUUCAGCAGAAUUUACUGAAUUCUGUACUCGUAAUGGUAUUAAACACAUUACAACAUCACCGGGACAUCCUCAAUCUAAUGGUCAGGCAGAACGUUAUGUGGACAUUGUUAAAUCUGCUUUAACAAAAGGACUUUAUAAUGGUGGGAAAAUUGAUGAUAUUCUUUCAAAUUUUUUAUUUUGUUAUAGAACAACUCCUCAUGCAACAACGAAGUCAAGUCCAGCUGAACUAUUUCUUAAACAACAAAUAAGAACUAUAUUCGAUUUAUUAAGGCCCGACACUUUUGAUCCAUCAUAUACAACUCGAUGUCGUUAUAUAAAAAAUUUUGAUCGACAUACAAAAGAACGUUAUUUCGAAAAAAAUAACAAGGUUCUUGUACGUGAUUUUAGAAAUAAUUCAAAUAAAAUAAAAUGGACACCUGGUGUACUUAUUAAUCAACAAGGUUCACGAUUAUGGUUUGUCAAAGUCGGAAAUCAUAUUUGGCGUCGUCAUGAAAAUCAAAUUAAACAUCGUGAAUGGUCAACAGAUGACGAUGUUAUUACUUUAGAUCCAACAACAAUGAUAGAAACAGGUACAAUUGAUCGUAACAAGUGCUCUUCAUCAUCUUCCAUAUCUGAUCAAGUAUCAGAUACAAUUCGACGUUCAGCUCGACUCAAGAAACCAGUACAUCGUCGUGUUACACUUGAACAACAAUUACGUUCAAUUACUAAUACUCUUCAUGAAUUUGAUCCGAAUUCUUAUGAUUGGGAAGAAUGGGAAGUUCUCUUUGAUACAUAUCUUGAAGUUCAAGGAAUUACUGAAGAUUCGAAGAAACGAAAUCUACUUAUAACUGCUCUUGGUGUACAACCAUUUAAAACCUUGAUCUCGAUUUGUAAACGAAAGAAACCAACUGAAUGUAAUUAUCCUGAAUUAAUUGAAAAACUUCGAUCAAAUUAUGCACGUAUUACUUUUCCAUCAAUAGAACGUAUUAAAUUUUUUGGAAAACGUCAAGAAUCUCCACAAACUCUUACAGAUUUUGCAAAUGAUUUACGUGAUAAAUCAACAACUUGUAAAUUUCCUUCGAAUUUCUAUGAAGAAGCAUUAAUCACUGCAUUUGUUGGUGGUUUACAAAAUGAUCAUGUACGCAAACAUCUAAUGCAACGAAAUUUACAAACCUUUGAAGAAACUAUUAACACUGCUAAAACAAUUGAAUCAAUUUUAAUUGAAGGUUCAAAAAUUAAAAAUACAUCAUCAGAAGAACUUAAUCUUAAUAAAAUUACUCAACAUCGUAAACAACACAAAAAUCCUCAUUAUCAAAAAUCAAUUUGUUUUAGUUGUGGAUCUACUGAUCAUCCACGAUCAAAAUGUCGUUUUCGUAACGCUACUGGUCACAAAUGUAACAAGGAAGGACAUAUUGCUAAAGUUUGUCGUUCAAAAGCAACUUCAAAUCAAUUCAAGGUAAAUACAAUAUUUUCAGUAUCACAAAAUUCAUUUACACGUGAACAUGCUAUUCGAAUUCCUAUCAAAGUUGAUGAUGUUCAAGUUAAUUUUGAACUUGAUAAUGGUUCUCCUAUUACAAUAAUAAAUAAACAUGUUUGGGAAUUAAUGGGACAACCAAAAUUACGUCCAGUUAAAUCAACUUAUAAUAGUUUUUCUGGUCAUUCUAUUCGUAUUCAAGGGGAGAAGAUGGUAAACGUGAAUUACAAUGAUCGAUCUGUUCAAUUAAAAGUUAUUGUUGGUGAUAAAAAUAGAAAUAAUAUUCUUGGUCGUAAUUGGAUUAAUGCUUUACAUCUUAAUAAUCAAACAUUAGAUGAUCUUAUUUCUAAUUCAUCAAUACAAAAUGUUCAUUUUGAAUUUAAAAAUUUAAAUGAAUUAAUUAUUCUUUAUGAUGACAUUUUUAAAGAUGGUUUAGGUUGUUGCAAAGUAAAAGCCCAUCUUCAUGUAAAACCAAAUGUUAUUCCAAAAUUUUGCAAAGCUAGAUCUUUACCAUUUGCUUAUCGUGAAGCUGUUGAAAAUGAUUUCAAUCGACUUAUUACUGAAGGUGUUCUAGAACCGAUUACUGUUUCAAAGUGGGCUGCACCCAUCGUGGUGGUACCAAAACCAGGUGGUAAAGUUCGAAUUUGUGCUGAUUUUAGUACUGGUGUUAAUCAAGCAUUAGAUAUUGAUCAAUAUCCAUUACCAAAACCAAAUGAUUUAUUUGUUGCACUUAAUGGUGGAACACUAUUUAGUAAAAUUGAUUUUUCUGAAGCUUAUUUACAAGUUGAAUUAGAUGAUGAUAGUAAAGAACUUUUAGUCAUCAAUACACAUAAAGGUUUAUUCCGAUUUAAUCGAUUACCAUUUGGUAUUGCUUCUGCACCUAGCAUCUUCCAGAAAAUUAUGGAUCAAAUGUUAUCAGGUCUGGAAGGUACAGCGUGUUACUUAGAUGAUAUUAUUGUUACUGGCAAAAAUAAAAUUGAUCAUUUAAAUAAUUUACAUAAAGUAUUUAAUAGAAUUAAAGAAUAUGGAUUUCAAAUUAAUAAAGGUAAAUGCAUAUUUCUAAAUAAUUAUGUGGAAUAUUUAGGCUUUAUUGUGGACAAAAAUGGUGUUCAUUCAUCUCCAUCAAAAACAAAAGCAAUUGUCGAAAUGCCUAAACCAACUAAUAUAUCUCAAUUACGUUCAUUUUUUGGUAUGAUUAAUCAUUAUGCUAAAUUUAUUCCAAAUUUAUCAGAUCAAUUAUCACCUUUUUAUUCAUUAUUAAAAAAUAAUACUCCAUGGAAAUGGAAUUCAUUUUGUGACAAAGCUUUUAAAAAUAUUAAACAAUGUCUUACUUCUCCACUUGCAUUAACACAUUAUGAUCCUUCUCUACCAUUAGUUCUGGCAGCAGAUGCAUCUAAUUCAGGUGUUGGUGCAGUUAUUUAUCAUCGUUAUCCUGAUGAAGCGCUUGCUAUUAUUUAUGGUGUACAAAAGUUUGAUCAAUUUCUACGUGGUCGAAGGUUUACACUUCUUACAGAUCAUAAACCAUUAAUUACAAUUUUUGGUCCAAAGAAAGGCAUUCCAACAACAUCAGCUAAUCGUCUUCAACGUUGGGCUCUUCGUUUAAUGGGAUAUGUUUAUGAUAUUGAAUACCGUUCAACAUUUAAUUUCGGUCAUGCCGAUGGACUUUCUCGAUUACCUAUUGGACCAGAUAAAGCUUUCGAUAAUCAAGAUCCAGGUGAAAUACGUGUAGUUGCUUCAAUUCAACAAGAUUCUCAACAAGAUUUACCUCUUCGUGCUGCACAAAUUGCUAAAGCAACUCAAAAAGAUCUUAUUCUCAUACAAGUUUAUAAAUUUAUAUUAUCAGGUUGGCCAUUAUCUAUUUCUGAUAAUUUACAACCUUAUUAUCGAAUCCGAAAUGAUCUUUCAACAUCACAUGGAUGUAUUACCUGGGGUCUUCGUACAAUUAUUCCAACUUGUUUUCGAAUUCAUCUUUUAAAUUAUCUUCAUUUGUCUCAUCCAGGAAUGAUCCGAAUGAAAGUCUAUGCUCGACGUUAUUUUUGGUGGCCAUUUAUCGACAAAGAGAUUGAAGAUCUCGUUCGUAAAUGUCCCAGCUGUACGAAAAAUUCUAAACAACCAAUUAAAGCUCCAUUAUCACCAUGGCCUGUACCAAGUCAACCAUGGCAACGAAUUCAUAUAGACUUUAUGGGAAAAUUUAUGAAUUUAUAUUUCCUUAUUAUUGUUGAUGCAUAUUCUAAAUGGAUUGAAGUCAUUACAAUGCAAAAUCCAUCAAAUAAAUCAACAAUUCUUAUUGUAUCUGAUAAUGGUAAUCAAUUUACUUCAGCAGAAUUUACUGAAUUCUGUACUCGUAAUGGUAUUAAACACAUUACAACAUCACCGGGACAUCCUCAAUCUAAUGGUCAGGCAGAACGUUAUGUGGACAUUGUUAAAUCUGCUUUAACAAAAGGACUUUAUAAUGGUGGGAAAAUUGAUGAUAUUCUUUCAAAUUUUUUAUUUUGUUAUAGAACAACUCCUCAUGCAACAACGAAGUCAAGUCCAGCUGAACUAUUUCUUAAACAACAAAUAAGAACUAUAUUCGAUUUAUUAAGGCCCGACACUUUUGAUCCAUCAUAUACAACUCGAUGUCGUUAUAUAAAAAAUUUUGAUCGACAUACAAAAGAACGUUAUUUCGAAAAAAAUAACAAGGUUCUUGUACGUGAUUUUAGAAAUAAUUCAAAUAAAAUAAAAUGGACACCUGGUGUACUUAUUAAUCAACAAGGUUCACGAUUAUGGUUUGUCAAAGUCGGAAAUCAUAUUUGGCGUCGUCAUGAAAAUCAAAUUAAACAUCGUGAAUGGUCAACAGAUGACGAUGUUAUUACUUUAGAUCCAACAACAAUGAUAGAAACAGGUACAAUUGAUCGUAACAAGUGCUCUUCAUCAUCUUCCAUAUCUGAUCAAGUAUCAGAUACAAUUCGACGUUCAGCUCGACUCAAGAAACCAGUACAUCGGUUAAUUGAAGAAAUUUAA
This is a messenger RNA of Rotaria sp. Silwood1, 7871 nucleotides long. NCBI's taxonomy places the organism in Eukaryota, Metazoa, Rotifera, Eurotatoria, Philodinida, Philodinidae. The record is from the annotation of a GenBank genome assembly.